This is a messenger RNA of Manis javanica (Malayan pangolin), 252 nucleotides long. The record is from RefSeq and is a predicted model, not a curated record. Lineage: Eukaryota; Metazoa; Chordata; Mammalia; Pholidota; Manidae.
AUGUCCAAGGUUUCCUUUAAAAUUACACUGAUGUUGGAACCACGGCUGCCAUACAAAGUACUCACUGUUCCUAAAAGUACACCUUUUACAGCAGUCUUAAAGUUUUCAGCAGAAUUUAAAAUUCCUCCAACAAGUGCAAUCAUUACCAAUGAUGGACUAGGAAUGAAUCCUACACAGACCGCUAGAAAUGUUUUUCUAAAGCAUGCUUCCAAACUGGGAAUUAUUCCUAGAGAUCGUAUUGGAAGUAGAUAA